AUGGAUGGCCGCGACUUCGCGCCGCCGCCGCAUCUGCUGUCGGAGCGCGGGAGUCUGGGCCACCGCAGCGCCGCGGCCGCCGCGCGCCUCGCCCAGACCGGCCCUGCGGCUCAGCCAGCCGCGCAUUUCCAGCCGGGGAAGUACUUCCCGUCGCCGCUGCCCAUGGCUUCGCACACAGCCAGCAGCCGCCUGAUGGGAAAUUCCCCAGCCUCCUCUUUCAUGGGCAGCUUCCUCACCAGCAGCCUGGGCUCGCCAGCUUCCACGCACCCCAGUGGCCCCACCUCCUCCCCCUCUGAGCAGGCCUAUCGUGGCUCCCACCCCGCUACCUCCCAGAUCUGGCUGUCCCACUCCCACGAAGCUCCUGCGUACCCCAGAUUUUCGGGGAGUCUGGCAUCUACCUUCCUACCAGUCAGCCACUUGGAUCACCAUGGAAACAGCAAUGUUCUCUACGGGCAACAUCGUUUCUAUGGAACCCAAAAAGAUAACUUCUACCUGCGCAACCUGCCCCCUCAGCCUGCAAUCCUGCCCACCAACCACAACUUCCCUGGCGUGGCCCGGACCGCCCCUGCUCACCCCGUUGGUUCCUGUACCCGGGACCGGGUUGAGGCUGGCUCCCUGCCGAAAGGCCCCAAAGACUUCGACCGCUUCCUCAUGGGCAAAGAGCUGGCUAAAGAGAAAGCUGGCAAGGUGGUGGAGGGCAGGGAGCGCCCAGUGGCAGAGGAGGAUGACAGCAAAGCCCGGCAUAAGCUGGUGCCACCCAUGCCCACCGAGGGGCCCUGCAAGGAGGGGGGCCCUGCACCUCGGGGCUCCUGUGAGGGACGCCCCAAGCACCUCACCUCCUGUCUGCUCAACACCAAGGUGCUCAAUGGUGACAUGGGCAAGGCCACACUGGCCAGCUGUGCAGGGGGCAUGCUGGGUCGGCCUGGCACAGGUGUGACAGCAUCUGGACGCUGUGCCAAGGAGGUAGUGGGCCCCAUGGAGCCUGGGCCAGCCUUUAGCGAGUGCCUAGAGCGGCGGCAGAUGCUACACCAUGCAGUAUCCUAUACGGUGCCCUCUGGCCUGCCCACUGGCCCACCUCCACCCUUAAGCACAGGUACCGGCUCUUUCCCCUGCCUGCAGUUGCAUGGCAGUCCAGAUGGACUCUGCCCACUGCAGGACAAAGUCCCUCGGGACCUAAAGGCCAGCGGGCCCACCUUCGUGCCUUCUGUGGGACACCUGGCUGACAAGAGCCGUCCCUUCCAGGCAGCUGAGGCUUGUGCUGCGGUGGUUGGCAGCAAGGAGCGGCAUCUGGAUGGGGCCAUGGCCUCCGACCAUGCUGUGCCCUAUGGAGUUUCCUAUGCCCACCUAAAGGCCGAGGGCAAGGGCGAGCGGCGAUCUGGGAGCUUUGAGGCUGCCCUCCACCCCCGGCUAAAGGGCCUGGAGUAUCUCAGUACAGGCCCUGAGGCUCCCUUCCCUGGACUCCCCAAAGGUGGUCUGGACAAGGGUGGCUACUUCGAGUUGCCUACACCCUCACAGGACUGUGCCCGGCCCACUCACCAGGACCCACUGGGAGGGAAGGCCGCCCAGACCUGCUGCACUUUAGACAAAGUGGCCAGCAAGGAGGGCCCUGCUGGUCCCCCAGGGGCCCAGAAGGUGGCCCGGAUCCGACAUCAACAGCACUUGGUGGCACCUGAGGUAGACCCAGUGGGAAGUGGGGCUGAGGCCAAGCGCAAGUCCCUGGAGCUGGCAUCUCUGGGGUAUAGUGGGCCCCACCUUCCCCCAUGGGGUGUCCAGACAGGCCAGAGCAACCCGAUGACCAUCAGCGAGGAACGCAAGGGCAGUUCCUACCUGGACCCCUUCGGCAGUGGCCUGCAGCAAGCAGCUCUCCUGUCCCAGGAGCUGCCCACCCCACCCGACGAGGUAUCGGCCAUGAAGAGCUUGCUCAAGUACAGCAACCAGGCUCUAGCUGUGGGCCAGAAGGCACCCUUCGUGGGCCUGGGUAGCCUCAAAGCCAGCUGUGUUCAGCAGGAAGCCAAGCUCCCGGCCUCCAAGGGCCCAGGCCCGGUGGACAGACCCGACUGUGCCCGCAGCCGGGAGCAUGAGACACAGCAUGGCGAUGGUGAGGCACGGCAACCGCCGGUGGGCAUCGCAGUGGCCUUGGCCCGGCAAAAGGACACAGCAAGCCGACCUGAUACAGCCUAUGGCACCAACAGUGGGCGGCAGGGCAGGGCCGCCCCCACCUUCAAAGCUGGUGGGGGGCCACGCAGCGCCCACGUUCUAGACCUGGAGAGUGAGGAGGAAAGGACACGAAUGUGUGAAGACCGCCUGGGGCUGCCUGGCCGUGAGCUGCUGUUACAGGACAACAAAGACCUCGUGGAGUUUGCCCGGAUCCACCCCGCAAGCAGCUGCCCUGGAGAUAUGGCUCCUCACCUCAUGAUGCAAGGAGGCCAGCUGAGUGGGGACCCAGCCCCCCACCCUGCUCACCCUCCCUGGCUGCCCCGCACCCGCAGCCCCUCCUUAUGGAUGGGGGGACAUUCCUACGGCCUCGGACACCCCGCCCUGCACCAGAACCUACCCCCUGGCUUCCCUGCCUCUGUGCCCGGCUCCAUGCCCUCAGUGUUUCCCCUCCCCCAGGACGCGUCUGCACAGCUCGUCAUCCUGCCCUCAGAGCCCACACCCCACAGUACCCCUCACACACUUGCUGAAGUCAUGGACCAGGCCUCACUGUGGCCACCCAUGUAUGGGGGCCGGGGCCCCGCCUCGCACAUGCAACACCCUGGUCAGCUCCCCGUGUACUCGAGGUCUCAGCUGCUGCGGCAGCAAGAGCUGUAUGCCCUCCAGCAGCAGCAGCAGCAACAGCAGCACCAGCAGCAGCAACAGCAGCAGCAGCAACAGCAGCAGCAGCGGGCCGCCCAGGUCCUGGAGCUGCAGCGAGCUGCCCACUUCCAGCGCAAGCCUGAGGACCGCCACAUGGAGCUGGAGGAGCAUGCCCAGGAAAAGGCGCCCAAGUCCACUCAUAAGCCAGUUGCCUUAACCCCGAUGGCCAAGGGCACACCCUCCACCGCCACUGCAGGUCCAGUCAAGCUGUCACCCUGCUGCCACUCACCCACCCUGAAGACCCCCACCAGCUGCCCCACACCACCGCCUCGUCCCAGUGCCCCCAGCACUUUAUCUGUCUGUCCCACUGGCAGCCCAGGACCUGGCUACAAGGUGCCCAGCACCGAGGACAAAAGUGGGGAGGGCCAGCAGGCUGGAACCAACCUUACUACGUUGGAACCAGACCUGCCUCCAGGAUUCACGCACUCCACAGCUGGCAUGGGCUUCUCCUGCCUUCCCUCAGAUGUGCACUCCUCUGACCUCCCAGACCCCAAAACUAUGCAAACCGCUGCCCCAGGGGCCCGACCUGAACCCACGAGGCCAUUCCUGCCCAGGGAGCCUUCCCCCUGUAGCCCCCGGAGCCUGGAGGAGCCUGGGCUGCUCUCAGGGGCCAGGGAGGCCACCCAGGACCUUACCGUCAUACCCCACCCCGCUGAGCGGGGACCUGCAAGAAAGGCAGAGGACCCUAGCCCGCUUGAGGCGCUGCAAGCACUGAAAUAUAGAACCCUCCUCAAGGGAGGGGGCACCGACACCACUGGCCAGACUAAUUUUACUCAGGGAGGGGUGCAAGAGGAGAGGACAGAGGAGGAGGGGGUGCCACGUCUCCCCUCAGGGGCCUCCCCUCAAGUGUUGGAACAGCGGGCAGGGAGCCCAGUUGCCCUGAAUGAAGAUGGGGUUGCACAGCAGGCCCCUGAUGUGGCCCAGCUUCAGGAGGAGGAAGCCCAGCUGGAGGAGAGUGGGGGUGACUCAGAAUUGGACUGGGGGACUCUCAGCUGCAGCCAACCACCCAGGGCACUGCCAGGCUUGGAUGCCUUGGUGGCUGCCACCGUGGACCUAGGGGACCUGCCCAACAUCAGUCUGCAAGAUCCGCAGCCCUCAGCAGCCUCUGUGCCCCCCAGCACGGCCCCCCUACCCCAUAGCUCAGGGAUUCACGGGAUCGCCCUGCUCAGUGAGCUGGCCGACCUGGAGACCCAGCGACAGAGGAGUGAACUUGCAGUACAAGCAGAAGAUGAGGAUGUGUUAGUCUUCAACCUGCAACACCUCGCCACACUGGCCACAGCUUGGUCCCUGGUGGAGGCCGCCAGCCUGGACAACACAGUCACCUCAGCCCCGCCCCCAGUGGCUGACCAGGACAGUGGCCCCAGACUCACCCCCCGCAUGCAGAUCCUGCAACGCAAGGACACCUGGGCCCCCAAGACCAAGCCCGUAUGCCCCCUGAAGGCUGCCAUUGACCAGCUGGACACACAGGAAGUGGAAAUGCGCAUGCAGUUGGCCGAGCUGCAGCGGCGCUACAAGGAGAAGCAGCGGGAGCUGGUGCGCCUGCAGCGCAGGCAUGACCACGAGAGGGAAGAGAGCUCUCGGAGCCCCGCACGGCGGGGGCCUGGGCGGCCAAGGAAACGCAAACACUCCAGCUCGCUGCCCACCCUACGUCCCGGGGGCCAGCUCUCCAGGAAUGAUGGCAAGAAAGCCAGGGCCGUGCGUGCCAGCCUGAGCCUGCUGUGCGCCGAACUGCGAGGUGAUGAGCCCGCCAGGAAGCGUAGCAAACUGGAAAAGAGUGUCUAUGCAGGCCUGCAGACAGCCGCUGCGGAGAAGGCACGGAGCAAGAAGAGCAGCGGCCAGGCCGAGCUGUCAACCUCAGUGGCCCACAAGGUAGCCCAGCUGAAGGCGAAGGUCAAGAGCAAGGGCCCGCCUGUUGGCCUGGGCCCCUUCCAGCGGAAAGAAGCCACUCCAGGUGGACGCAUCCGGAAGAAGCUGUCUCGAGCCAAGAGUGCCAAAGCUUCGGGGGCAUCGCGACACCUACACCCCGAUGCAGAUGGUGGCAGGGAGAUUCCCAAGUUCUCAGCCCAACCAACAAUAGCUGUAGCACACGAGGCAGGCAGCGGUUAUGACAGUGAAGACUGCCAGGCACUCCUGGGGACCGAGGCGGCUCCCAGGGAGCCAGGGCUGGUGCUACAGCCGGGGGCCAGUGUGGCAGUGCUGGGCCCCUCACCCUCCUCCGUGGUCAAGAUGGAGGCCAACCAGAAAGCCAAGAAGAAGAAAGAGAGGCAGGGCCUGCUAGGGGCCUGUCGUUUGUCCAGCCCUGAGAGUGAGGUGAAGAUCAAGAGGCGGACAGUGAAGGCCAAGGCGGGUGCUAAGUUGGAGCAGGCCCCAGGGCGGAGGCCACCAAGCGCACCUGGCAAGAAGAAAGCCAAAGGCAAGGCCAAGGGAGGCCUGCGUGCAGAACCAGGGACUGCCAGCAGCAAGGAUGCCCUUUUCAGCUCCAGCCGGACCUUUUCCUGCCAUGAGGAGGGCAGCAAGCUGGCCAGUGAGCGCCUCAAGAGAGCCACACGCAAGAGCGCCAUGUUGCAGCCAGCACUACGGAGGAAGAACGGGGCCCUGUCCAUCGCCCUGUCAGCCCGCAAUGCCAAGGCCAUCCUGGGGAAGGGCCGGAAGCUGGCAAAAGUGAAGAGUGAAACUGUCGGCAAGCAGGGCCAGGGCCGGGCCGUGAGCCGGCUGCUGGAGAGCUUCGCCGUGGAGGACGACUUCGAGUUUGACGAUGGUAGCAGCUUCUCAGACGAGGAGGAGGAAGAGGAGGCCAGUGUCCAGCUGAGCGUGGAACAGAGUGCCGCCCUGGCGCACUCCUGCACCAUCCACAAGGAGGACCUGCAGGACGGACUGCCCGUGCUGAUCCCCAAAGAGGACAGCCUGCUCUACGCCGGCAGUGUCAGGACCCUGCAGCCCCCUGACAUCUACAGCAUUGUCAUCGAAGGUGAGAGAGGCAACAGGCAGCGCAUCUACUCACUGGAGCAGCUGCUCCAGGAGGCGGUUCUUGAUGUCCGACCACAAUCCAGCCGGUACCUCCCACCCGGCACCAGGGUCUGUGCCUACUGGAGCCAGAAGUCUCGGUGCCUAUAUCCAGGCAAUGUGGUUCGAGGUGCCUCCAGUGACGAGGAAGAGGACCUGGACUCCGUGGUGGUGGAGUUCGACGACGGCGACACGGGCCACAUUGCCGUCUCUAACAUCAGGCUUUUGCCUCCAGACUUCAAGAUCCAGUGUACAGAGCCCUCUCCGGCCCUGCUAGUCUCCAGCAGCUGCCGGAGGACCAAAAAAAGGUCCAGCGAAGCCCCCCCAGUCGGCGAUGCCCCCACCUCCAGCCUGUCCCCUAAAAUGCAGGAUGGCCCCGAAGCUUCCAAGACCCCUGGGAAGAAAUCCGUCAGCAGAGACAAAGCUGGCAAAGUCGACCUCCUAACCUCAGGUGCCAAGCCCCCUACGGGGGCCUCAGACCACUUCCUAGGCCGCAGAGGCAGCCCCCUGCUGAGCUGGUCAGCAGUGGCCCAGACCAAGCGGAAGGCAGUGGCUGCGGUGGGCAGCAAAGGACCUGGGGUGCUGCAGAACCUCUUCCAGCUCAACGGCAGCGCCAAGAAACUCCGGGCUCGCGAGGCCCUGUUUCCUGUGCACAGCACAGCCGCGCCAGUGUUCGGCAAUGGCUUUCGGGCGGACUCCUUCAGCAGCCUGGCCAGCUCCUGCGCACCCUUCGUUGGGGCGGCUGGAGCCGGCCUGCCCGGGGGCGCCCACAAGCUGCUGCGAGCCAAGAAGGCCGAGCGGGCCGAGGCCGAGAAGGGCGGGCGGCGGCGGGCAGGUAGUGAGUUCCUGGUUAAGCUGGACCACGAGGGUGUGACCUCUCCCAAGAACAAGAACUGCAAGGCGCUGCUCAUGGAUGACAAGGACUUUGGCUCCAAGCUGGGGCGACCCCUGCCCAGCCCCAGCUACACGCACCCAGCCCUCAUGGGCAAGGACAAAAAGGGACGGGCACCCGUGCACCCGCUGCCCAUGGGGCUGGCUCUGCGCAAGUACGCGGGCCAGGCCGAGUACCCACUGCCCUGCGACAGUGACUGCCCCAGCUCCUACUCAGAUGAGGAUGAGGACGGGCCAGGGCUGGCCUCCAGCAUGCCCUCCCGUUUCCUCUCACGCCUGUCCAUGUCCUCCUCCUCCUCUGGCUCAUCCACCUCGUCCUCCUCAGGCUCCGUGUCCACCUCCAGCCUCUGCUCCUCGGAUAAUGAGGACUCCUCCUACAGCUCAGACGAUGAGGACCCAGCCUUGCUGCUGCAGACCUGCCUCACCCGACCCGUGCCCACCCUCCUAGCCCCACCAGAGGCCCUGCGUUCCAAAGGGAGUGGGCCCCAUGCCCAUGCCCAGCGCUGCUUCUUAUCCAGGGCCCCGGUGGCCAGCACUGGUGGAGGCGCCGGCCCCAGCAGCGGUAAAUCCAAGCCCAAGCGCAAGGAGGCCCUGAGCUUCUCCAAAGCCAAAGAGCUCUCGCGGAGGCAGCGGCUGCCCUCCGUGGAAAACCGGCCAAAGAUUUCGGCCUUUCUGCCUGCCCGGCAGCUCUGGAAGUGGUCCGGGAACCCCACGCAGAGGCGGGGCAUGAAGGGGAAGGCCAGAAAGCUGUUCUAUAAGGCCAUCGUCCGAGGCAAGGAGACACUGCGCAUCGGAGACUGUGCGGUCUUCCUGUCGGCUGGGCGGCCCAACCUACCCUACAUUGGCCGCAUUGAGAGCCUGUGGGAGUCAUGGGGCAGCAACAUGGUGGUCAAGGUCAAGUGGUUCUAUCACCCUGAGGAGACCAAGCUGGGAAAGCGGCAGAGUGACGGGAAGAAUGCGUUAUACCAGUCCUGUCAUGAGGACGAGAAUGACGUGCAGACCAUCUCCCACAAGUGCCAGGUGGUGGGGCGCGAGCAGUACGAGCAGAUGACCCGGAACCGCAAGUACCAAGACCGGCAGGAUCUCUACUACUUGGCAGGCACCUACGACCCCACCACUGGGCGCCUGGUGACAGCUGACGGUGUGCCUAUCCUGUGCUGAGCUGCCUGCCCCUUGUACCCAUGCUAGCCGGCCAGUGGAGCCAAGCGGUCGGCGAGCCUGGGGCAGGUCUGAGCAAAUAUGCAAACCCCCCCAUGGCAGGAUUGGGUUUCUCCUGUAUGUUCCCUGAAGGGAACUCUUAGGCAGGACCCCAAUCCCAUCCUGGCUGCUCGGGAGGAAGGGCCUGACUGGCCCUACGGAACCUGCCUCUCUGCCUCUGCACCACAGUUCUCGAGAGAUUAGAAUCCAAGCCAUAUUUCCCUAGUACCUCCGACUGUCUCCCACCAGGGAAAGCAGAAAUCAGGUGUGUUGUCUAUUUAUUUCUUUAUGUAAAUAUUGUAUUUCUUUGGGAAGUUUUAUGGAAAAAAAUGGAAAGGGAUUUUUUUUUUCCCACCCACGUUAUGAGGGUGGGCGUGUGUGUGUGUGUGUGUGUGUACGUGUGUGUACAUGUGUGUGAGUGCGUGUGUGUAGGGAUUUUGUUCUCAGCCUAGCUGAGCUCUGACAGGGGGUGCAUCUGUGAUGACAAAGGCUGCUGGGUGCUGGAGUGGGGCGAGGCCAAAGGCCAUGAGAGAGGUCAGAUGGGACCCCUGUCACCCCGUCCAGUUUCUUGGAGACCAACUUCAUUUCAAUAGAUCUUCUACAUUUAAAAAAAAAAGUAUUAGGGCUGGAGGUUGGUGAUGGGGGUCCCUGGUAGGAAAGAGAUUUUUAACAACAAGAUAAAAGCCAGGAUCAGCCUGUCCCCCAUCCCAGGAAUGUGGCCACAGCCAUGUGUAUCUUACCUCUGUUUUAAACAAAACAAACGAACAAAUAUUUUGAAGUAUCCAAAAGAAAAAUAGGUGUUUAGAUUUUACUUCCUGAAUAUUCCAAGUUAUUUCUGAUUUCUGUUUCCAUGCCAGUUUGUCACAGGAAGAUAAGUCUGGCCUCAUUCACAGCAGGGUGUAACCAGCCCUCAGCCCCCCUCCAUCCUCCCACUUGAGCCCCUUCCUCACUCCUCAGGGCCCCAACUUCCACCUCCUAAGAGCAGAAGGGCUAGCACACUGGAACCACUCCCUACUUGGCCCAGAACUCGGGGCCCACCUGGGGCUGGACCACAGUUCCACCCAAGUCUCCCCUCACCACGAAGAUUCCCCUUUCCCACCAGAAACCUUUGCUGAGGCCCCACCACCAUGGCUGACCUUAGAGGUCAGGAAGAGAAAAAGAAAAGUCCGGUGCUGCUCACCCAAGCAGGGAAAGGCCCAUCCAGCUCCUCCACACUCCUCAAGCCAGACAAUGGCCCGUGGGCCCCUCUGGCCAUCCCAUCCCCAUGGCAGUUUCUGGGCCUUUUCCACAGCUACCUGACAGAGCAGACAUAUGGCAGGCUCAUACCUGGGGUAUAGAACAGAGUCCCUUCUGGCCUCCAGUGGCCACACGCUGGCCCCAAGUAUCUGAGAAGCCCGGUGGCUCUUCUCCCACGACAGCAGAGCAGGCCAGACCUAUAGCCCAAAGGCCCUUCUUCUCAGAAAUACCUUGGGGGCCACACACUACCCAUGUUCCACCUCACCAAGGCUCCCUGGCUCGACAGGGAGGGACAGAGAAGCCCUGGGAAGCAGUGGGUGUCAGUGGGCACCCAUCCUUUUCUUUGCCCAGCCCAUGGGGAGGAGCCUGUUCCCAUCUCAGGGGCUCUGUUUCCCUCACUGUUGCCUCGUUGGCCAAAGGGCCACUCCUGGUGGCCCACAGGAUGCCCAAGGUACCCAACACCCAGCUGUCCCAUCACACCACGUCUCCCAUGACUCUGCACGAGUGCAAUAUUUCAUUCCCAGCAGUUGCGGGAGGGGCAUGCUGUGAGGUCCUGCUUGCAGCUCGGGAAUCAGAAAGAUGGCAAGGGAGAGCAUGCGCAGUGGCGGGCGCCAGCGAAGCCUGCUUGGAGCCACUCUGUGGGUUGCCUUUUGGAUGUUUCCUUCCCCCUUUGCUGGGCUGUCUUGUCUUUCUUUCCGUUCUUCUUUUUCUUUUCUGUGUGUGCACGCGCACGUGGACAGCGUGACUCCCUCCCCACAACCAUGGUGAACCGUGGCAAAAACACGUUCUGUAAAUGUGUAAACUAAGAGACUGGUUGGUUUUUUUUUCAAUGUAAACACUAAAAACAAAAACAAAACACAAAGGUUUUAUGAACAGUAAACUAUGUAAAGGCAUUUUAGUAUUAAAUUUUUUAUUGAUAA
Molecule: messenger RNA, 10103 nt
Organism: Jaculus jaculus (lesser Egyptian jerboa)
Lineage: Eukaryota; Metazoa; Chordata; Mammalia; Rodentia; Dipodidae
Gene: Bahcc1
Product: BAH domain and coiled-coil containing 1
Exons: 27
Coding region: 1-7911 (2636 amino acids)
Molecular function (GO): chromatin binding
Source: RefSeq, a predicted model, not a curated record